CCUCCGCACUCUCUUUUCCCUUCCUGGUCUCCUCCGUCUUCGUCUUGUUCUCUCCUCCCCUCUUUGUCCGCCGCUCCCUCCCUCCCUCUCUCUCCGUCUCCCGGCGAAUUGGCCGAGAGGACCAGGAAUUUCACUUGGAGAAAGGAAAUUUUUGUAUCUGUUUCUCCGGAUCCGCACCCCGCUGUUAAUUCGUUCGCCCGUUUGGCUUGAUUCAGAUUCAUUCCUAUUCGUUCUUCUUGUUCCUUUCGUUCGAUUGGAGUUAGGCGCCGCCCCGGAUUUCUUGCUGCUCUGUCUGGAUCUGGUGUCGCUGAGUCCCCGUUGCCCCGAAUCCCGAUUCGAUUCGGCUCGGCCCGGUGCCGGCCCGCCUCUGCGUGUUCGGAUCUCGUCGGAUAAGGUGGGAGGAGGCUUCUCGAUUCGUCUGGGGACGAGAUGGAUCAUGUGGUCGGGGGCAAGUUCAAGCUCGGCAAGAAGAUCGGUAGUGGAUCGUUCGGGGAGCUCUUCCUUGCUGUUAAUGUGCAGACUGGAGAGGAGGUCGCCGUCAAACUGGAAAAUGUGAAGACAAAGCACCCACAGCUUCAUUACGAGUCAAAGCUUUACAUGCUUCUCCAAGGAGGAACUGGCAUUCCGCACCUGAAGUGGUUCGGUGUUGAGGGGGAGUAUAAUGUGAUGGUGAUUGAUCUUCUGGGGCCUAGUCUUGAGGACUUGUUCAACUAUUGCAGUAGAAAGUUCUCGCUGAAGACUGUUCUCAUGCUUGCUGAUCAGAUGAUUAAUCGAGUUGAGUACAUGCAUCAAAAGGGAUUUCUUCACCGUGAUAUAAAGCCUGAUAAUUUCCUUAUGGGACUUGGUAGGAAAGCCAAUCAGGUAUAUAUAAUAGACUAUGGACUCGCAAAGAAAUAUAGAGAUCUUCAAACUCACAAGCACAUCCCCUACAGAGAGAACAAGAAUCUCACUGGAACUGCACGUUAUGCAAGUGUCAAUACCCACCUUGGUGUUGAGCAAAGCAGGAGAGACGAUUUAGAAUCUCUCGGUUAUGUCCUUAUGUACUUCCUCAGGGGCAGCCUACCAUGGCAGGGGCUGAAAGCAGGCACGAAAAAGCAGAAGUAUGACAAAAUUAGUGAGAAAAAGAUGCUUACUCCCGUGGAGGUACUCUGCAAAUCGUACCCAACAGAAUUUAUCUCUUACUUUCACUACUGCCGUUCGUUGCGGUUUGAAGACAAGCCAGAUUAUUCUUACCUAAAAAGACUGUUCCGUGAUCUCUUUAUUCGGGAAGGAUAUCAAUUUGAUUAUGUAUUUGACUGGACCAUUUUGAAAUACCCCCAGAUAGGCUCCAACCCACGGACGAGGGCAAGUGAAAGAACUAGCGGAGCUGCUGGACCUUCUAUCGAUAAGAUAGAGAAAGCCCCAGGCGAAGCAUCUGGUAGAAGGAAUCCUACCGGUUCUUUGAACCAGAGUGACAAUUAUGCACAGCGACCACGAGAGACCUUAUCAAUGUCAUUGAAGGAAAUUAUGCAUAGCACAGAUCGGUCUGGGGAAAGGACUGUGGAGAGACCUCGUACAUCCUCCCAUACAGGCAGUGCAUCACGGAGAGCUACCGCAUCAAGCAGCAGGCCGGCCUUAUCUGCAGAACCAAGUGAGCAGCAGUAUAACCGGACAAGCAGGUUGUUCUCUAGCAACAGUGGCAGUCGUCCAUCUAGCACCCAGAGAGUUAAUCCAUCAGCGGGCGAGUCAAGGGCCACUUCCCUUUCACGGGCAGCGGUUGCGAGAGGUUCCCGUGAUGAGCCCCUCCACCGCAGCCUGGAGCUUCUGUCUCUUGGUGGCGGCGGUAAAAGGAAAUAAGGGGCAGAAGGCGGCAUGCGAGAGCGAAAGGGAAGAACGCUGUUUGCAACUCUGUAAAUGACAGGAUAUCACCUAUUUGUCAACAGUUCCCCUGGAGCAUCCCUUAUUUCAUAGUGCUCUGCUCCGGCCUGUUGUAUCAUUGCUUCAUAGAUAGCAAUAAUUUGUUGUUAAUGUGUGUGGUGCUGUUGCGUUAGGGCCAAGUCCUAGCUUUGUGAUGAUUAAUUUAGGGGUGGUCAAGAUUCACUUAUUUAUGUUUCUUCACCCUUUUUUGCUGGACUUGGCAACUUUUCCUCCCGAGACAAGUGCUCGUGCAUUUCUUGUUGAACUCUGAAUUUGCUUAUUCAACACAAGUUGAUAAAGGGGGACUUCCUGUAUAAA
Messenger RNA from Phragmites australis (common reed), 2214 nucleotides. RefSeq lists its product as uncharacterized. The record is from RefSeq and is a predicted model, not a curated record. Bases 430 to 1836 code for a protein of 468 amino acids. NCBI's taxonomy places the organism in Eukaryota, Viridiplantae, Streptophyta, Magnoliopsida, Poales, Poaceae. Gene Ontology annotation, cellular component: nucleus; cytoplasm. Gene Ontology annotation, molecular function: protein serine/threonine kinase activity; ATP binding. Gene Ontology annotation, biological process: endocytosis; peptidyl-serine phosphorylation; signal transduction. The transcript has 14 exons.